GCAAGCGGGUCGGAUCUGCUAGCUAUCUGCUGGAGAAGCAGCAACACCGCCUCUGGAUCAGUUGGAUUUGCAGCCUAGGUGUGACCAGCUGUAGGCAUAGCAGCUUGUAUUUCACGCCAAAACGCAAGUGAAGGAAUGUCGCCAACAUAAAAAGGUCAAUGUGUCGACUAAAGGACCUCUACAGGGUUGUUGUCAAUGUAGGUCCCUGACGUCUUCAGUCGGCUGCCAGUCUGUUUAGUUAGUUAACCCAUCUCUUCCUGCAUCAGACCACCAUCACCCUCCUGCAUCACACCCAGGCACCCUCCUCACACACCUGGCCAAUCGCUUGCUCUGAACAGCGUUACCAUGGACACCGAGUCCACCCACUCUGGCUACUCCAACAGAUCCAACAGACAUGGGGAGCAGAGUCGGCAUGAGCGGCGUAAGCUCAGCAGUAAGGACAGCAGCCGGUCAGAGCGGUCUGUAAUCAUCAACAGCCCCUACGGGCCCACUCAGGCCUCCCCCAACCACAACAGCGAGCCCCUGCUAGAAGUCCCCAGCUCUGUGGCUGGAGACGAGGCUCCAAGCCUCCAGGAUGAUAACUGGGGGGAAACCACCACGGCGGUGACUGGCACCUCAGAGCUUAGUCUAUCCCAGGAGGAGGUGGUUGGUCUGGGGAAGAGGUCAGAGGACAGCCUGGGGCAGGGCUGUCGGCGUUACGCUCCCCUAGCUCUGGGCCUCUGUGUGGGGCUACUGGUCCUGGCCACCCCCCUGGCCUUCCUGAUCCUCCCGGCGGUGCUGUGGCCAGCCAGGCUGCAGGCCUGUGGCUCAGCCUGCGAGGGCCUCUUCCUCUCUGUGUCCUGUAAACUUCUCAUACUUCUGCUAGCUGUGUGGGCGAUCUUCCUGCGCCAGGCCCGUGCCAGCCUGCCCAGGGUGUGUGUGUACCGAGCCCUCCUGGCCAUGCUCACACUGCUGCUCACAAUCUCCUACUGGCUGUUCUAUGGGGUCCGCAUCCUCGACUCACAGGAUGAGGACUACCAGGGUAUCGUCCAGUUUGCUGUGUCUCUGGUGGACUCUCUGCUGUUUGUCCACUACCUGGCCAUUGUUCUGCUGGAGCUCAGACAGAUCCAGCCCUGCUACAGCCUGUGUGUUAUACGCUCCACUGAUGGAGAGACACGCUACUACAACCUGGGACAGCUCAGUAUUCAGGGGGCAGCUCUGUCUCUGCUGGAGUUCUACUACAGGGACUUCCCUCUCCAUAACCCUGCCCUUCUCUCCGCCUCCAAGCACCGUGCCGCCAAGCACCUGGCCGGCCUCAAGGUCUACACCGUGGACGGCCCAGUGAACCCAGCGGGGCCAGCAGGGGGAUCGGGGGGAUCUCAGGUGGGGGGUCAGCCGCGGGCCAUGAUCUCUGCAGCAGCCAGGCGCAGAGACGCCACUCACAACGAACUAUACUACGAAGAGGCUGACCAUGACCGACGGGUCCGCAAACGCAGAGCCAGGCUGGUGGUGGCUGUGGAGGAGGCCUUCAUGCAUGUGAGGCGGAUGCAGCAGGAGGAGCAGAAAGCAUCCCCUGGGGAUGUGAUGGACGUACGGGAAGCGGCCCUGGCCAUCUUCCCCUCCAUGGCCCGCGCCCUGCAGAAAUACCUCCGAACCACCAGAAGGCAGCACUGCCACAGCAUGGACAGCAUCCAGAGACACUUGGCCUUCUGCCUCACACACAACAUGAGCCCCAAGGCAUUCCUGGAGGCCUACCUGUCCCCUGGUCCUACGCUACAGUAUGGUCGAGAGCGCUGGAUGGCCGGUCAGUGGACUCUGGUCAGCGAGGCUGCGGUCACUGGCGGUCUAAAGGAGGACACAGUCUUCUCACUGAGGUGUCUAGACUUCAGCCUAGCGGUAACAGUCAAGUCCAUCCCCUACAUUCGAAUGACCGAGGAGUACGUCGAUCCAAAGUCACACAAGUUUACCCUGAGUCUCCAAUCUGAAACAUCAGUCUAACAGACGCAUGUAGAAGAACUGUGGGAAUUCUAGACUUGUCUUUUUUGUGUUCAGUUUCUUAAACCCUCUUUUACUUUCAUGCUAUUUUGCUUUUCUCUUCUAUUUAUAUUACCGGUGUCUAUAAAGAUUAUUUUGGCUACUUUGAGAUUUGUUAUUGUACGUAAUUGAUAUGAACAGAUGCAUAUUGGAUAUUGUAACAAGAUAAAGUGUUAGCUGGUCAUAUAAUAGUUAAUAAUUGGUAGGGAUCCCCAGCCCUAUGGCUCUUUUGGAGUGAAGAUGACCGAUGGAGAGCGUUAGGGAACAUGCUCUGAUUUCUAUUGUCCUGAGGCACACUGGAACAUUGAAUUAUGUCAGCGGGUUUUCAAUACACUGUAGAUGACCCUCCCGCAUUUUGUUCUUCCUCUCUCUGUGUGUGUGUGUGUGUGUGUGUGUGUGUGUGUGUGUGUGUGUGUGGGGGGGGGGGUGGUGGUAUUUUCAUAUGGUCUGCCCUGCUAAUAUGAAUGAAAAUACUACCUAAUAAUCACAAACAGUUCAGGUUCAGUUUUAUCAAACUAAGAAUUGCUUUUCUUAAUGGAUUGUGCAUGUGUGUUUUUAUAUACGGUUGAAGUCGGAAGUUUACAUACCCUUAGGUUGGAGUCAUUAAAAC
This is a messenger RNA of Oncorhynchus tshawytscha (Chinook salmon), 2623 nucleotides long. Its product is annotated as vang-like protein 1. Lineage: Eukaryota; Metazoa; Chordata; Actinopteri; Salmoniformes; Salmonidae. The record is from RefSeq and is a predicted model, not a curated record. Gene Ontology annotation, biological process: multicellular organism development. Gene Ontology annotation, cellular component: plasma membrane. Bases 346 to 1977 code for a protein of 543 amino acids. The transcript is spliced from 9 exons.